Messenger RNA from Zeugodacus cucurbitae (melon fly), 6639 nucleotides. It is a transcript of the gene Nplp1, whose product is annotated as neuropeptide-like 1. The transcript is spliced from 5 exons. The record is from RefSeq and is a predicted model, not a curated record. Lineage: Eukaryota; Metazoa; Arthropoda; Insecta; Diptera; Tephritidae. The coding region runs from base 351 to 2069 and encodes 572 amino acids.
GAAGCCGACGCAGCGAACGCAUUCGCAACGAAUUCUAACGGAAACGAACGGUAACUAACUAACGGACAAACGACCAGACAUAGACAAAAGAACUCAACAAAAAAGACUAUAGACAAGACAAUAAAGUUUCAAAAAACGAAAAAAAAAACGCGUUGCAAUAGUGAACGUGCGCGCCUUACUUGUGAGCUGUUAAAUUAAUUUUUAAAGCAUACUUUCCAGCGUUUAGUGCGGUUUAGCGAACUUUUUGCUGUUUUUCAACACUUAUUUUAAACACAGUUAUACGCUCGGCAUUUUAGUGAUCACGCAGUGUGUGUGCGCCUAAAACGCGGCAACGUACAACUACAACAACCAUGGCAACUAGACAACAUUUAUCAUCAGCAGCGCCUUGGGCUAUGCUGCGCCUGUGGCUAGUGCUCGGCAUGACGUUGAACGCACUCCAACAACCACGCCUGGUUGAGGCUGCCGCCAUUGAUGCUGACGGUCCUGCCGCUCCGCCCUACGACCUGGAUUCGUUGAUAAAUCAGCUUGUGUAUCCAAAUCCGGUAUAUCAAUUGCAUGCCUCCGCUCUACGCAGCCAAUUACGUAACUUACUACGCGAACGUCAGCUGGCCGCCGACACCGCCGCCGCAGCCAACGAGAAUGAACAGGCUUACAACGCCGCCGCGCCCGAUUACGACUACAUCGACGAAGACAAACGUUCCGUCGCCUCGCUGGCCGCACAGGGUAUGCUACAUCCCAAACGCAGUUUGGCAACACUCGCCAAGAACGGGCAAUUGCCCUCACUACCCGAUCCCGAGGACGCCGAACCGACAGCACCAAAUGAAGAUAAACGUUACGUCGGCGCUUUGGCGCGCAGCGGUGGUUUCGCCACCUACGGCAAACGCAACAUCGGCACACUGGCACGUGACUACCAGUUGCCACAGAAUGGCAAACGUAAUCUGGCAACAUUGGCGCGUCUGGGACUGCUCACUAAGGGCGACGGCAGCAAGCGUAAUUUGGCCGCUGUGGCACGCUACAACUCGCACGGACGUCAGGCAACACUCGCACCGGCUGAGAAGCGUAAUAUUGGCGCACUGAAGGCUUCACCCGUGCAUGGCAUACAGCAUAAGCGCGAUGAGGAUGAGGUUUACUUGCCGGCCAGUCUUUUCGGUAGCGAUAUGGACUAUGCUGAAUUCAUGCCCAACUAUUGGUUGUAUCCCAGCUAUGCCGAUUUGGACUGGGGUGAUUUUGGACGCGCCCAGAAACGCUUUCUAGAUACCUCCAGGAAUCCCGAACUUUUUGGCAUCGAAAAUGCCGGACCGCCUGCCGACUCUGACUAUAUGCCGCUUAUUGGCGAUUUGGAUCCUGGUGACGAGGCUGAUGAGACGUUGGACGUAGCCACCGCACCGCCAAUUGGAGCUCCUUACGGACCGCCACAACAGAAACGUCACAUUGGCGCUGUCUAUCGCUCGGGCUUCCUGCCCACUUAUCGUUCGUUGCGCAGCAUCUCUGGUGGUCUUGGUGGCAGCAUCGGCGGUGGCGGUGGCGGUCGUUUCAGUCGCUCUGGACGUGCCAGGCAAUUUGUCGAGUACUACCCCCCACACGAGCGACUGCAUCAACCCACCGCGGCCGCUUGUAAACGCUGUUACCUACCCUAUCGCCCAGUGGUGAACUGGGGCGGUGCUGCCGGUAUACGCGGGCGACUAAACAACAAUAAAUACUAUGCCUACACGAUCAACAACAAUAAUAACCAUAACAAUAAUGCUGAUAAUACCGACACCGAUGCGAGCAGCAUGCUGCUCACGAAUGCUCUUCCUACAUCAAUCAAUCGACCACCGAUCGCUUACGCCUCCACCGCUAGCAACAAUUACUACUUUAAUAGCGGCGGUAAUAACAACAAAAACAGUAAGCAGAAAAAUCGCUACAACAACAAUAAGAGCGCAUAUCGUGCGCGCGCACGCUCAAUAGCCGGCGCAUCAACGGCACUCGGUCGUUCACAGCAUUGGGGCACACCACCGCGUAUAACAGCAUUGCACCGUCGCAGUUUUCGUCGACCCGUUACGGACUCCAUGGAAAAUGACGCUAACUGAAUGUGAAUGAAAAAAAAAAAAUUAAGGAAAAAAAAGCAAAAAAAAAUUACAACAAAAACUAUAAAUAUAUAUGAGACAAUAAUUAUGUUGAAGUGAGUAUGUAAAAGAAAAAUUGAAAUUAAAUAUAUAUUAGCGCAUGUAAUAGCCAGUUUUGAAGCAGCAAAUUUGAAAAAAAAAUAAUAAAAAAAAUAAAAUUAAAAAAUAUAUACAAAAACAACUAACUAGUGAACUAUAUAUACAUAUGAAUGCGUAAAUUGCAUAUUUUAUUGUAGUUGUUAGGUUGAAAUGACAAUAAUUGUGUAUUUGAAAAAAUGUUUCAAAGUCAAAAACAAUAUUUCAACAAAAAAAUAUUUAAAAAAAAAUAUUGAGAGAAUAACUGAGACGACAAUAAAUGAGAGUGACAAUAAUUGACACACACACACACAUACACAAUGAAAUGACAAACACAAACGCUCAAAACCAAACGGUAAACAGCUUGUACUAUUUUGAAAACAUAUUUUUAAAAUGUAUAAAAGUUAUAUAUGACAACGCUAUAGCAAAGAUGUUGAGUGAGGCGAAUAGAGGAAGGAGAAAAAAGCAAAUAACAAAAAACAGAUUUUUUUUUUCAAAAAAUUUAUUUAAAAUUUUUUUUUUCAAAAAAAAUUAUCAAAAAAUGUUCUUCAAAUAAUAUAUCAAAACAAAACAUUUUACCCAAAAAGAAGAAAUUAAAAAAAAAAUAAUUUUUCACAUCAAUUUUAUUUCUCAAGAGUGUACUUUGUAGUAAAUUUGUGAAAAAAAAACUCAAAAUGAAGUAUACAUUCCGGCGCAUUUUCUCAUUAUGCGCUACAAUCAAAGUGUAUUUCAUUUUGAUAACGGUUUUGAGUGCGGUUGGUGUUUUGAAAUAGAAAUACCGUUAGUUGUAGGCUUGAAGAAGCACAUGUUCUACUUAUAUGUCAGUAUGUAUAUGUCAAUAACUGGAAUAUGUGCUUUGUUAUAGCAUGCAGUCGAUUUCAUUUGUUAUGUCGCUGAGGAUAUAACAGCAUUUUGACUCAGGCAAAAUAUGGUCAAAAUGGAAAUCGCUGAGAUGCUAUGCGACGAGUGGAUGAGAGUGAAGAGGAAGAGAUGAAGGACGAGAAAGAUAAAAAAGCAUAAAAUAAGAGGGAUUUAUGAAUUAAAAAAUAUUUUGUACAUUUUUUAAACAAUAAUAACGGUACAUUUUUUAUUAAAAAUUAUUUAAAAAAAAAAUAAAAUAUUUUUCUUAAAUAUGGGCUGGAAAAUAUUUAUGAAAAUAUUUUAAAAAUAAAAUUAAAAUUAUUUAUUAAAAAAUAAUAAAAAUUAUUUAUUAAAAAAAAAAAUAAUAAAAAUUAUUUAUUUAUUAAAAAAAAUGUGUUUAAAAAAUUUAAAAAAAAAUGUUUUAAGAAAUAUUUUUUUACAAACUCAAAUUCCACCUCAUUGCUAUAGUCUUGUCAUAUACAGCAAAAACUAAUUAUGAAUUAUAUAUCAAUGAACGAUUUCAAAAAAAUAAAGCAUGGCAUAUCAAAAAGGCAGUCUACAAAUUAUCUAUCUACUCUUAAUUCAUGAAAAAAAAUAAAAAAAAUAAUAUUGAAAAAAAUUUUGAAAAAAUAUGUACUUUCUUGAAAGUUAAUAAUACGAUUUAUUAAAUUUUUUUUAUAAAUUUAAAAAAAUACAUUGCAAUUCAUAAACUUAUGUCAACCUAUACUACAUAUAACGGAACAUAUCCGCUGAAUAAUGAAUGGACUAAUAAGCAUUUUUUGAAGAAAAUAAAUUUUUUAAAUAAUUGUUUUUAUUUAUUUUUUUUUUUAAUUUUUAGUAGUAAAAUAUAAAAUAAAUAAUAAUAAUUUUAUUAAUUUAAUUAAAAUUUUUUUUUUAUUGUUUACUAAUUAAAAAUAAUUAAAAAAAUAUUUUAUUUCAUUUAAUUUUUUUUAAUAAGUUUUUUGUAUAAUGUUAUAUAAAUAAUGCAGAAAACUUUUAAUUUUUAAAAUUAUUGUUUUUUUAUUAUUUAAAUAUUUUUAUUUCAUAAUAAAUACAACAAAAAAAAUAUUUAAGUAUUUAAUUAUAAUUUUUUUUAUUUUACUUAUAAUUUUUGUCUUUGAACUGGCCCCUAAAAUCUUCUCAAAAAUGUUUGUCAUUUCAUAUUUAAUUUUUUUUUAUUUUUUUAGUAUGUAUUAGAAAUUAAUAAAAAAAUUAAAAAAAAAUUUAUAAACAACACUUAACAAACAUAUUUACUGUAUUUACACCAUAUCUGCUCAACUUAUCUUUACUAACAUAUUGCAUGUCCUCAGUAUACUAACAACUAUUAACUACAAAAACAAAAACAAAAAUACUAUGAAUUUAUUAAAAUAUCUACACUUAUACAUUUAAAUAAAAAUAUACUCUUUAUCAUCUUAAUGUUUUGAAACAACAAAUACUUAUACUAAAAAAAUAAAUAUUUUUGCUUACAUAAAUGGCUGGAGCUAAUAAUGCAAUGUGUGUGACAAUAAAUUAAUAAAAUGGAAAAUAUUAAAAAUAAAAUUUAAAAAAUAUAUUUGAAAUUUCGAUAUUGAUAACUAAUUUUUUUAAUAAAUAAAAAUAUUAAAAUAAAUGCUGUGUUUUAUUAUGGACUUAAGUAAAAAGAUAUUUAAUUUUUUUCAUAUUUUUUAAUAAAGAAAUAAUAUAUAUUAAAAAAAUUUCAUUUUAGUUUUUUUUUUUCAAUCAAAAAUUAAAAUAAAAAAUUUUAAAGAAAAAUUAAAUAAUAAAAUAAAUUUAAAAAAAUAUUUAAAUACUUAAUUUACAAAAAAAUAUUUAAUAAUUGAACUAAUUUUUUUUAUAUUUAAAUUUUUUCACUUAGGACCUUUUAAUUUAAAAAAAUAUUAAUUAAUGAAGCAAAAAUAGUGUCAGAUAUAAAUAAAUAAAAAUAAAAUCAAAAUUAAUUAUUUCGAAACAAAAUUAUAUAAAUGCUUAGAGAACUUAAAAAUAUUUGAUUUUUCACUUUUAAGUGAAUAUACAGUGAAUUUGAGACAUCAAGACAAUACUGCGUAGAAGACAAUAAUAGCUGAGGUAACUAUUUGAAGAGUACCAAAAGCAACAAGGUGACAAUAAAAAUUGAAUGAAACUUGUAUAAUUAUAUACAUACAUAUAUAAAAAAAUAUAUAUAGACGAAGAAGAAGAAAAAUUAUGUAAAAAAUGGAAGAACUUUUUUUCUGUUAAUAAACAAAAACUAUAUUUUUAUGAGAAGCAGAGCAGAGCAAGAAAAUUUUAUUUAUGAAUCUACAAGCAGCUUGCUGACUGUUAUAAUCGACAAUAAAUAUGAUGAACUUGUUCAAAUUAUCAACAAUUUUAUGAAUAAAAAAAUUUUAAGAAGCAUGAAAGCGUUAAACAAAAAUAAAAAAAAAAAACAAAAAAAAAUAUUUUGAAAAAAAAAUAAAUAAAUACAUAAAACAAAACAAAAUUGAAAACAAAAAUUGAAUUUUGAAAAAAUAAAUAUAUAAAACACAAAAGGGUUCAUAAAAAUUUGCAUGUACUGUUGAAUUAUAUUAUGUAGCAAAUAUACAAAGAAGUUGAAAGCAAAUAAAAAUACAAAAAAAAUACAAAAAAAAAUUUUAAUUGAAUUGAAAAAAUUAGAAAAAAAAAUAGAAAACUGUUCGAUUUCAAUGUUGUUCUAUAUAAAUAUUAUACACGUAUAUACCUUACUACUAGACGUUUGAAAAAAUAUAUAUUUGAAAAAAAAAAUAAUUGUAAAAAAAUUCAAUUAAAAAUUGUUAAGUGCUAAAGAAAAAUGAUAGACAAUAAAGAAAAAUAUGCAUAUGUGUACGUAUUUAUUCGAAAUCACAACAAACACAACACAUACAUACACACACCAACAACAAUAAUUAAUUAAAACUGAGACAUAUGUGUAGCAUGUAAUUCAAUAAUGGUCGUAAUACUAUGUAAGGCUGAUGUGGUCAAUAAUAUAUUUACAAAACAAAACAAAAAAUAAAUGCAGCAAAAACAAAAAUAAAUAAUGAAUUAAAAAAACUAAAGCAGCGAAAAAAAUUAAAAAAAUCAUAUACAUAUAUAUUAAAAAAAAACAAUUUGAGUAUGAAAAAAAUAUACUUGUUACAUGUACAUACCUCUAUGUAUACAUACAUACAAACUAUUUACUGAAUAUAUGCUUAUAAAUAAAAGAUAAUAAUGUUUGAUGUGCUUUUCUUGAACAAAAAAAAAAUUAAUUAAAAUAUAUACAAUAUAAAUGUAUAAGAAACACUUACAUAUAUUUACAUUAUAUAAUAUUUGAAAAAAAUACAUAUAUAUAACUAUAUACUAAUAUAUACACAUAUAAAUGUAAAGUGCACACAUUUAUAUGCAUGUAAACGUAAUGAAAUUCUCCCCUGAAACGCUUAAAAAUGCUUUGAUCGACAACAAAAUCCGGCGAUCAUUCAUUUUGAGCAUUGAAUUGACAGUUGAUUAUCAAAAUGUAUGAAUAUUAUCGUAAUAUGUAAUAUCAUCAUGUAAUAAAAACUAAAAACAAAACUAUGUAUAAAUAAGUAAAUAAAGGUACCCACUAUAUAUAUAUAAAUGGUUUGCUCCUACACUAAAAACUAAAAAAAAACAA